Caenorhabditis briggsae is the source of this 999-nucleotide messenger RNA. NCBI's taxonomy places the organism in Eukaryota, Metazoa, Nematoda, Chromadorea, Rhabditida, Rhabditidae. The coding region runs from base 1 to 999 and encodes 332 amino acids. The transcript has 3 exons. The record is from RefSeq and is a predicted model, not a curated record.
AUGGACAAUAAAGAAAAGGAAUCGGAGGAUGAUGACAACAUAUUGGAAAUCUUAAAACUUUCAACUGCUUGUGUGGGAAAGAUCAUCAAUUCAAUGGAGUUUACCGACGCGUUCACCCUCUCGUCACUCUCGAACCGCUCCAAAAACUGUGUUCGAAGUGCAAACUAUCAAAUAGCUGGUAUGAAGUUCGAAUUUUGCAAUUCCGAAGACGACGACAGGAUCUUAUUGGCACGAACAACACACGCCCUUGCUGAUUCAAUAAUAGAGCCACGGGACUCUCAUCCACAACGGUGGUCAAUAUUCUUGCCUAAGCGAGAAGUGAUGGGAAUACUUACAUACCGCUACAAAGAUUUCAAUCUGGUAGGCCGUACAAAUGUAGAUUGCAAGGAAUUGGCCACCAACCAUUUGAUGAACGUGUUUAAAACUGAUAAGACAUACGUCACAAUCAAUCAAACUAUCAAGAAUCUGCCGGAUUUUUUUCUGUGGAAAUAUGUGAAGAAAUUCAAGUGUGUUGAGAUUGUACCAAAAGAGAGAGCUGACACUCUGAACAUAACAACUGAUGACAUUAACUUUGUUUUGGGAACAGUCAAAUCGCUCAACUAUCGCUUUAGCGUGAACAUAAACGAAAAAGUGUUCAAACUCAAAAACUCGAUUUAUGAUGAAUGUGAACUUCUUUGUUUUGAUGACGCGCAUUGGUUGGAUACAGAAAAUCUACUCACCCAUACACCAUUACUGAAGAAGCUCCGUUUGAAUGGAAUACACGGAAAGCAAAUCAACACAGUUCUCAAACACAUGAUUCGCGGUGAUUCAAGUAAACUUGUUGAGUUCAGCACAUUCGCCGGUUAUCGAUUUGUAGAGAACGAUAUUUUCGACGGAAUUGAAACAAAAAUUGAGAAUAUACAAAACAGAAAAACAACAGAUGGGCGGUUCCAAAUAUCUUAUUGUACAAGUAUGCGCCGGGUUCGUUGCAUAGAAUCAUCGAUGUUUAACAUGUUUUAG